AUGUGUAGAAGGAACUCCACCAAUGUGCAUGGCUUCAUCCUCAUGGGGCUGACAGACUCUGCAGAGACACAGCUGGUCCUCUCCAUGCUCUUUCUCCUGAUUUACCUGAUCACGGUGCUGGGGAAUAUGGGCAUGAUACUGAUCAUUCACCUGGAUCCGCAGCUUCACACCCCUAUGUACUUCUUUCUCACUCAGCUGUCAUUUCUUGACCUCAGCUACUCAAGUGUCAUCACCCCUAAAACCUUACACAACUUACUGACUUCCACCAAGAGCAUCUCCUCCCUGGGCUGCUUCACCCAGAUGUACUUUUUUAUAGUCUUUGGUGCUGCUGAAUGUUUCCUUCUCUCCUCAAUGGCCUAUGAUCGCUAUGUAGCUAUCUGCAGCCCCCUGCACUAUCCAGUCAUUAUGUCCACAGGACUGUGCCAUAUUCUGCUCACUGCCUCCUAUGUUAUUGGCUUUGUGGAUUCCACUGUCAAUGCAAUUUUCAUGAACCGACUGCACUUCUGCAAGUACAAUGUCAUCCAGCACUUUUUCUGUGACACAUCCCCAAUUUUAGCCCUAUCUUGCAGUGACACAUUUGAGGUUGAACUCAUUAUAUUCAUUUGUGGUGGGUCCAAUUUAGUGCUGUCCCUCCUCACCAUAUCUGGAUCUUAUGUGUGCAUUCUUUUCACUAUCCUGAAAAUUAAUUCCACUGCUGGAAAGAAAAAAGCCUUCUCCACCUGUGCCUCCCAUGUCCUGGGAGUCACCAUUUUUUAUGGCACUCUAAUCUUUACUCAUUUAAAACCAAAGACGUCCUACUCCUUGGGAAGGGAUCAGGUAGUUUCUGUGUUUUACACCAUUGUGAUCCCCAUGCUGAACCCUCUCAUUUACAGUCUCAGAAACACAGAGGUGAAGAAUGCUGUUGUUAGAAUUAUGCAAAAGAGAGAGGGAUUAUAA
Molecule: messenger RNA, 936 nt
Organism: Heterocephalus glaber (naked mole-rat)
Lineage: Eukaryota; Metazoa; Chordata; Mammalia; Rodentia; Bathyergidae
Product: olfactory receptor 8H1-like
Biological process (GO): G protein-coupled receptor signaling pathway
Cellular component (GO): membrane
Molecular function (GO): G protein-coupled receptor activity; olfactory receptor activity
Source: RefSeq, a predicted model, not a curated record